Messenger RNA from Exaiptasia diaphana, 4014 nucleotides. Its product is annotated as 5-hydroxytryptamine receptor 1A-alpha. The transcript has a single exon. Gene Ontology annotation, cellular component: membrane; dendrite. Gene Ontology annotation, molecular function: neurotransmitter receptor activity; G protein-coupled serotonin receptor activity. Bases 495 to 1613 code for a protein of 372 amino acids. Gene Ontology annotation, biological process: chemical synaptic transmission; G protein-coupled receptor signaling pathway, coupled to cyclic nucleotide second messenger. The record is from RefSeq and is a predicted model, not a curated record. NCBI's taxonomy places the organism in Eukaryota, Metazoa, Cnidaria, Anthozoa, Actiniaria, Aiptasiidae.
GUGUUAUUGAAAGCCUUCAUAUCGCACAUAAAACACGGUGCGACUCAUCUAAUCUCGCAUUAAUACCCAUCUCUGGCAGCUGAUCAAAUAGCUCUUGCUUCACCAACGUCCUGCCCCCUACAUCAAAAGUCUUCUGACAUCAGGGGUAAUGCCAACGACUUUAUAAUGCGUGAGUGAUCAUUUGUCAGUCACAAUUUCAAGAGACAUCGUAUCCAACGGAGCAAGAGAGAACAGAAUAAGAAUUACUUGGACAAAAUCUUUCAGUCCUCGGUGGUGGCUAUUAACAACACCUUAAUUGAAGUCGUAGUAAUUCUGUAACUUUAAAGUUACAUACAGCUGCUGUAGAGAACCUUCUUGACGUUAAAAAGAACCUUUUUUUAUUACGUAUAGCUGAUUCACGACAUCCACAAUAUUAAACACUAAACAUUCUUUGAAGGAAACAGGCCAGAGAAGUAGAUUGCGUUCGUGAGUCGAAUAUUGCAGCAGUGAACAACAUGGCUAAGAACAUGUACCGUUAUCCUACGAUGGAAGAAAUGAGCCCUGCAUGUAGGCGCCAAUUCCAAGAGUGCAACGCAUCAUCAAAUUCAAGUGUAUUACUUUUCCCCAAGCCUCAAGGUUGCUGGAUAGACUGGGCUGAAGCUUGCUCUAUAAUAGAUCCAAACCUGCUAGCACUUAUUACAAUCAUCAUUAUCAUUGCUGUAUUUUCGUUCAUUGGGAAUACCAUAGUAUGUGUAGUGUUUUGCUUAUAUGAACAGCUUCGUUUAGUGAAACAUUACUUCGUUAUAAACUUAGCGAUUGUUGACGAUAUUUUAGUGCUCGUAUCUGUGCCAAUGUUCGCUGCUCAUAUAUAUGGAGGCGAGCAGAAUUUAAACCUUUGCAGGACGCAGAUUCUUUUGGAUGUUUUCUGUGGUACUGCGUCGAUCAUCAGUCUUGCAGUUAUCAGCAUCGAGCGCUACUUUGCCGUUGUUGUUCCUUUGCACUACGAGCAGCGUGUCACACCAUACCGCGCUGUACUCAUCAUUAUUUUCACUUGGUUCUACUCAGCCAUGGUCUCUCUCAUCCUUCUUGUUUCCUACGCAGUGCCAAGUUCACCUGCCAAUACCUCGAAAGCCUGCUUGUUUUUCGGUGGCGAGUUUGUCAUUCUGGUCACUGUCGCCAGCUUCAUCCUUCCAGUAUGUAUUAUGGCUUGGGCAUAUUGGAAUAUCUUUUUGGUGGCGCAUGCACAUGCGAGGCAAAUCCAAGCUAUGGUCCCGUCAAACCAGCAACUUCCUCAGAAUAACACCGAAGGAGGAGAUACGAGGCCUCAAGUUAAAAUGCGAGGAGAGCUGAAAGCGGCUAAAACACUAACAAGUAUAAUGGCCACACAUAUAUAUUGUUGGUGCCCUUUAUUCGUGUACUUUCUGGUAAUUUCCUUCUGUCCACAGUGCAGAUCUGAUCCUGCCUCUAAGAUUUCUAACUAUAUCAUUAUGGUUCUUCGUUACUGCAACACGCUGGCGAAUCCCAUCAUUUAUACUGGCAUUAACAGACAAUUUAGAGGCGCAAUCAAGAAAUUUGUCCUCAGGAAAAGAGGAAACGAGGAGCUGAAUGCAACCGUAUACACGCAACCAACUUAGAAACUCAGUGUUUUUGUGCCGUGCGCCGAUAAAUUUCUGACACUUGAAUUUAAAAGACUUAACAAUAUAGAAUCGAAUGUCGCUUCCGUACAUCCAGUUGAUUUAUUCAUAGAUAUUUAAGGCUAUGUAUCAGUAAUGUUAUAUGACAGUCCGUGCACAGAGCUACCUUCCGACUCGCUUGAUAGGAAAUGCAAAGGGAGUAAAAGUGAAAUGAGGACGUACUAACGUGGGCAAAAACUUCAAAAAUUAUGGACACUGCUUCUGGCAAGGAGCCGGGAUUUUAGUGCCAAGCACUUGUAGAUGUACUUACAGAAAUUCGAGUGCUUUUUAACAGUGGACCACUAGGCUUUUAAGAAUGUGGGUGAAUGGCUAAAUUGAAUCAAUGACAAGCUUGUGUUUUUGAACAUCGUUAAAGUUCUACUUACAAGUCAGACAGUCAGACCAAUAUCUUUAGAUAACGAAAAGGGAUAUCGAACCUUUUGAAAGAGUAUACUGCACACACUAUCUUAUAAUCCUUUUUUACCGGUCUUAAUCCCUAUGAAACAUGAUCCUAAAAUAAAGCUAUUGCGAAGAGCUUCUCGGAAAUCGCCCUUUCCCAUUUCUAGAAAGCAAUGUUUGGCGAUAAUUAGUCGUAGGCAAAAUCAGUGGGUUAUAUUGACCUUAAAGUUUUUUUGCAUCUUGUAAGAGUUCCACAGUAGAAACAAGCUUGAUAAUUAGCCUAAGUGGCUGCUCCUCAAGUCUUUUAUUUCCUUGUGAAUGAAGUUUGAUUUAGAUGACCAUAUGGCGCCAUUUCAAAGGCAUCAAAUGACUUAUGUUUAUUUUUUUUAGAGAUACAGCAUCAGCCAUUAGCUAUAGAAUAGGCCUAAUGUACUAAAAGGUUAGAUUUUUCUAAUAUGCUAAGUAUAUCAAAUCGACAAAGUCACCGCGCGCGAUGAUCAAUGAUUGCCUAAUCAGUACUCCUACGCAGUAGCUCAUUUGGGUUUACUUUCUUUAUGAUAUCUUUUGAAAUCAUGCAAGCUCGUUUGGUCAUGUUAAAAGUUGAAAUAAAACACCGCUAGCCAUCAAUUAUACAAGUGAAUUGACAACUUCUUUUGAGCUCAUUGCUCAGUCGCUGUUAGCGUGCGUUGGCUGUAGAACUUUCUUUAAAAAAGAUGAUCACGGCGCCAUGGUAGAUAAUUAAGACUUAUACCUUAAUCAAACGUCAUGCAAUUAAUGCGCUGUAUUUCAAAAUCGAUUGAAAUAAGUCGAUCCAAAAGCGCAAUUUAAAAAAAAAAUCAUGUGUUGUGUACGUCUAAAAAUUUGGCACAUUAAUAGAUCGCGUGUCUACCAAAUUAAUCUGCCGAAAACGUGAUUAAGUCCAAAACGUCGUACUUUAAAUGAACUCAAUUAAAAUAAUGGAAAAUGCAUUUUUUUACGACGACUGACACAAAAAGGGAAAAUUCUGAUUAUAGUGAUUUUAGGAGAAAUGCAUAUCGUGUGUCAUUUGCUAAAUAAUUAAAAACAUUCAGAAUACUACCGAUCAAAUAUGAGCAUUUGGUGUGUUGAUUGGUAUUAUUUUCGAGAAAACAGGGCCCUAGCUUAAGAUCGAUGAGGAAUUCCGUAUAAUAAUCUUUAGUAGUAUUCACCUUAUUCGCAGUUAAAUUCGGGAUUAUAUUCGAAACACUUGUCUUUCCUAUGGAUCCGCAUAUUAUGUAUUAAUCUUAAUGGAGUCAAUUGUUGAGAACUUCCAGUUCUUUUCAAUCUGAACAUUAAAUUUCUAAGACUUUAGCAUAAGAUAGAUGAUUUGAAAAGGUGUGAGUUGAGAGAUCAUGAGCUGCUGAAAUAUGGUUCUGUAAUAAAUAAACGUCUUUUUUUUAGAUUGAUACACUUGAAGUUUCUAGUGAUUAACAGACUAUUCUCAUCAUAAAGUUAGUUUAUAGCAUCUCUCAAUGCCUUAUCGUUUUCACUGCAUCUUCAGGGUCGUAUCUAUGAUUUUCCUUAAGGGGGGAUAGGAAUGGUCUUCAAAUAUCACAUUAUCAGACUUAUCAAUAUAGUGUGUCGUAAAUGAAUUUGUGUCAAAAGGUAUUACAUAUCUCGUCAAAUUUGGUGCUGAGUUCGGGGUACUGGUUGUUCCUUUUUACUAGCUUCUGUCAGGGGUUUCACGGGCACUCGAGGCACCCUGAAUACCCUGAUAUUUUGAUUACAAAUUCGGAAAAAUUACCGCAAUAUCUACCUUUUUUCUUGUUUUUCGUACGUUUUCGUGAGUUUGAAAACCGUUUGUUUUCCUCAAUAAAUUCUCACUCUUCAUUGAAUAUUUCAAUUCUAAAUUUAUUUAUUUUGCUUUGUUCAUUUAUUUCCUCUUUAAUUGAUUCUCAUUCGUUUGCAUUGAUUCAAUAAUAUGUAAUAAAAAACUGUGAAUAGA